Molecule: messenger RNA, 2271 nt
Organism: Cervus elaphus (red deer)
Lineage: Eukaryota; Metazoa; Chordata; Mammalia; Artiodactyla; Cervidae
Product: RNA polymerase II elongation factor ELL2-like
Biological process (GO): snRNA transcription by RNA polymerase II; transcription elongation by RNA polymerase II; positive regulation of transcription elongation by RNA polymerase II
Cellular component (GO): transcription elongation factor complex
Molecular function (GO): cis-regulatory region sequence-specific DNA binding
Source: RefSeq, a predicted model, not a curated record
CGGGAUGGCCGUAGCUGUGGCGGCGGCUGCAGACGCCCGAGCAGCCGCGGCCGCAGUGGAGGCUGAAGCCCGAGCGGCGUCGGCGGCGGCACCCCGGGGAGUUUAAGAUGGCGGCGGGGGGGGGCGGCGGCGGCAGCGGCGGCGGGCCUGCGGGAGGAGCAGCGUUACGGGCUGUCGUGCGGGCGGCUGGGACAGGACCACAUCACCGUACUGCAUGUGAAGCUCACCGAGACGGCGAUCCGCGCGCUCGAGACCUACCAGAGCCACAAGAAUUUAAUUCCUUUUCGACCUUCAAUUCAAUUCCAAGGGCUCCAAGGGGGAAAAGAGUGCAAAUUCGGAAAGCUCCUCAAGCUGUUUCAGAUGCAGUGCCUGAGAGGAAAAGGUCAACACCCAUGAACCCUGCAAAGAUUCGCAAGACACACGGCAGCAACAGUGUCUCUCAACGGCCGUAUCGGGACAGGGUGAUUCACUUGCUGGCACUGAAGGUUAAGAAACCUGAGCUGCUGGCCCGGCUGCAGAAAGACGGUGUCAAUCAGAAAGACAAGAACUCCCUCGGAGCCGUUCUGCAGCAGGUAGCCAAUCUGAAUCCUAAGGACCUCUCAUACACCUUAAAGGAUUAUGUUUUUAAAGAGCUUCAAAGAGACUGGCCUAGAUACAAUGAAAUAGACAGACGGUCAUUAGAGUCAGUGCUCUCAAGAAAAUUAAACCCAUCUCAGAAUGCUGCCAGCACCAGCCGUUCAGAAUCUCCUGUAUGUUCUAGUAGAGACACUGCAUCUUCUCCUCAGAAACGGCUUUUGGAUUCAGAUUUCAUUGAUCCUUUAAUGAAUAAAAAGGCUCGAAUAUCUCACCUGACAAAUAGAGUGCCGCCAACAUUAAAUGGCCAUUUGAAUCCCACCAGUGAAAAAUCCGCUGCAGGCCUCCCGCCGCCCCCUGCAGCCGCUGCCAUCCCUACUCCUCCACCGCUGCCUUCAACCCACCUGCCUGUCUCCAACCCGCCUCAGACUGUAAAUUCUAACUCCAAUUCCCCUAGCACUCCAGAAGGCCGGGGAACUCAAGACCUACCUGUUGACAGUUUUAGUCAAGAUGGUAGUAUCUAUGAGGACCAGCAAGACAAAUAUACCUCUAGGACUUCUCUGGAAACCUUACCCCCUGGUUCAGUUCUACUAAAGUGUCCAAAGCCUAUGGAAGAAAACCAUUCGUCUCACAAAAAGUCCAAGAAGAAGUCUAAAAAACACAAGGAAAAGGACCAAAUAAAAAAUCACGACAUUGAGAUGAUUGAGGAAAAGGAAGAGGACCUUAAAAGAGAAGAGGAAAUUGCCAAGCUGAACGACUCCAAUCCGGAUUCCAAUGAAGGAGUUAAAGAGGAUUGCACCGCCUCCACGGAGCCUUCUUCAACAAUUGAACUCCCAGAUUAUUUGAUAAAAUAUAUUGCCAUCGUCUCCUACGAGCAACGCCAGAAUUACAAGGAUGACUUCAACGCUGAGUAUGAUGAAUAUAGGGCCUUGCAUGCCAGGAUGGAGACUGUGGCUAGAAGAUUUAUCAAACUGGAUGCACAGCGAAAGCGCCUUUCUCCAGGCUCAAAAGAGUAUCAGAAUGUUCAUGAAGAAGUCUUACAAGAAUAUCAGAAGAUAAAGCAGUCUAGUCCCAAUUACCACGAAGAAAAAUACAGAUGCGAGUAUCUUCAUAACAAGCUAGCUCACAUCAAGAGACUAAUAGGUGAAUUUGACCAACAGCAAGCAGAGUCAUGGCACUAGAGCUCUGCUUGGACCAGAAGAUGUGAAUAAACUUAAGCUUAUUUAUUUAAAAUUCCAAAUGAGUUGCUCUCAAAAUUCUAAAAAAUGAAACUUUGCCUGUUGAAAGUUUCAGUAUUAGUAAACUUGAGUUAUCUUUUUUUUUUUUCUCUUGUUUUCCCAUUUACUUUGCUUCCUUGCAUUUUUGAAGCUGCUUUUUCUGGUCCUUUCUUCCCCUUUAAGACUUGUGUUUGUCAAUAGAAAUAAUUUUUUUUAGAUAUUGGGGAUCCAGUGUCUGUACUUCAAAUCAAACUUUUUUCCUUAAAAACUGUGUUUGUCAUUAGAAAUGAUUUUUUUUUUUAUUUAAGAUAUUGGGGAUCCAGUGUCCACACUUCAAAGUUACGUAUGUUUAAAAAAAAAAAAAAAAGCAGUAACAUGCAAGGUGAAAUGCUUUUGGAUAAACAUAAGCCUAUUUUCUGACCUUUCUUAAUGCGAACUCUUUGCCUUAAAUGGUAGAACAUUUAGAAAUUUGCACAAAAUA